This is a messenger RNA of Dendrobium catenatum, 1134 nucleotides long. Its product is annotated as fatty acyl-CoA reductase 8-like. Gene Ontology annotation, biological process: long-chain fatty-acyl-CoA metabolic process; suberin biosynthetic process. Gene Ontology annotation, molecular function: alcohol-forming very long-chain fatty acyl-CoA reductase (NADP+) activity. The record is from RefSeq and is a predicted model, not a curated record. The transcript has 10 exons. The coding region runs from base 1 to 1134 and encodes 377 amino acids. Gene Ontology annotation, cellular component: intracellular membrane-bounded organelle. Lineage: Eukaryota; Viridiplantae; Streptophyta; Magnoliopsida; Asparagales; Orchidaceae.
AUGGAUGAGAGGGCGAUUAUUGAACAGGAAGGGGAAGGAGACCUUGGCCGGUGUGAUGAAUUAGCCGUGGAGACGGACACAGAACCUUUUGGAAUGGUAUUUGGCCUGAAGGGAGCUCCUCUACCUAGAGAUCCCAUGUAUCCAGAGCGACCGCGUGAGGAGCUAUUGCAAUUGCUCACAAUUGAGAUAGGGAGUAUAGUUGAGCUGUUAAAGGAUAAGAGAAUCUUUGUCAUUGGUGCCACGGGUUUUAUAGCAAAGAUCUUUGUGGAGAAGGUUCUUAGAGUUCAACCUAAAGUGAAGAAACUAUUCCUUCUUGUGAGAGCUGGGGAUGCCAAGUUGGCUGCAAAGCACAUGGAAAAUGAGGUGUUUGCAAAGGAGCUUUUUGAUGUUCUUAAAGAGAAACAUGGGCUGGACUUUGAUUCAUUUAUAUCCAAGACGGUUUAUUCAGUUGCAGGAGAUAUUAUGUAUGAAAAUUUAGGGAUUGAGGAUUAUAAUCUUAGAGAAAUGUUAUGGGAGGAGAUUGACAUUGUUGUCAAUGUGGCUGCAACUACCAAAUUUUAUGAGAGAUAUGAUUUUUCUUUGAAUAUCAAUACAUUGGGAGCUAAACAUGUAUUGGAGUUUGCAAAGCAAUGCACAAAAGUCAAGAUGCUUCUCCAUGUAUCAAAAGGAUAUGUAGCCGGUGUAAAGGAAGGUAUAAUAUCAGAGAAGCCAUUUCACUUCGGUGAAGCACUGAAUAAGGAUUUGUAUUUAUACAUCGAAGGAGAGCUAAGACUUGUUAAAGAUAGAAAGAAAGAACUCCAUGAGCAAAAUUCAACAAUAGAAGCUAAAAAAAUUGUUAUGAAGGAAUUGGGAAUUCAAAGGGCUAGAAUGUAUGGCUGGCCAAAUACAUAUGUAUUUACAAAGGCCAUGGGAGAAAUGCUUCUAGGACAUUUAAGAGGAGACAUGCCACUAGUUAUUAUGCGCCCAACAAUUAUAACAAUAUUCUUUGAUGAUUCUAACUUAGAAUGUUUGAGAAAGGCAAUGGUGAAUAAUGAUGAGAUGAAGUUGUUUGAUUUUGAUCCAAUGCACAUUGAAUGGGAUGAUUACUUGAUUAACAUUCACAUUCCAGGUGUAAUCAAGUAUUUGCUUAAGUAG